AGCGCCUUGUGAAGUGCUGAUAGUAUUCGGAUUCUUGCACUUCCCGCAUCAUUUAUUCGGGUUGUAAAUUUGUCAGCCGUGGCUGGCCGCGUCUUCUGCUCACGCGUCUAAGAUUCGAGUCAACUAACGCAAAAUUCCUCUACUCGUGUUCCUAUAUUCUUCAUCAAAACUCCUUUCAAUUUCACCAUUAUUCACAAUUUCUAGGGUUCUUCGAUUUUUUCUUAGUUUCCCCCAAAUCUUCCCCUCGAUCAACCUAUAUAUAUACAUAUUUCUAGCUAGAGGGAAGAACUUGUUGAUUUAUGAUUGGAGAAUAUGUACAGUAAUUUCAAGGAGCAAGCCAUCGAGUAUGUCCGGCAAGCAGUUCAGGAAGAUAACGCCGGGAAUUAUGCGAAGGCGUUCCCGUUGUACAUGAACGCGCUGGAGUAUUUCAAGACUCAUUUGAAGUACGAGAAAAACCCUAAGAUUCGGGAAGCGAUUACCCAGAAGUUUACCGAGUAUUUGCGCCGUGCCGAGGAGAUUCGCGCUGUUUUAGACGAGGGUGGUGGUUCGGGACCGGCGGCGAACGGCGAUGCUGCGGUGGCCACGCGGCCGAAGGGGAAACCCAAGGAUGGUGGUGGUGGUGAGGGAGAUGGGGAGGAUCCUGAGCAGGCUAAGCUUAGGGCUGGGUUGAAUUCGGCGAUUAUUAGGGAGAAACCGAAUGUAAAGUGGAACGAUGUUGCUGGAUUGGAAAGUGCUAAGCAGGCUUUGCAGGAAGCUGUGAUUUUGCCCGUUAAGUUCCCCCAGUUUUUCACUGGCAAGAGACGGCCAUGGAGGGCUUUUCUUUUAUAUGGUCCACCAGGGACAGGGAAGUCAUAUUUGGCAAAGGCUGUUGCUACUGAAGCAGACUCCACUUUUUUCAGUGUUUCAUCCUCAGACCUGGUCUCAAAGUGGAUGGGUGAGAGUGAAAAGCUAGUUUCAAACCUUUUCCAGAUGGCUCGGGAAAGUGCUCCUUCAAUCAUAUUUGUUGAUGAAAUUGAUUCCUUGUGUGGUCAGCGAGGUGAAGGAAAUGAGAGUGAAGCCUCAAGACGUAUAAAAACGGAAUUGCUUGUACAAAUGCAGGGGGUUGGAAAUAAUGAUGAGAAAGUUCUAGUUCUGGCAGCCACAAAUACUCCAUAUGCCCUUGAUCAGGCUAUUAGGCGACGAUUUGAUAAGCGUAUUUAUAUUCCUCUACCGGAUCUCAAGGCCCGGCAGCACAUGUUUAAAGUUCAUUUAGGAGAUACACCUCACAACUUGACUGAGAGUGACUUCGAAGACUUGGCUCGUAGGACAGAAGGAUUUUCUGGAUCAGAUAUUUCUGUUUGUGUCAAGGAUGUCCUUUUUGAACCUGUUCGCAAAACUCAAGAUGCCAUGUUCUUUAUAAAGACUCCUAAUGGUAUGUGGAUGCCAUGUGGACCAAAGCAAUCAGGUGCUGUCCAGAUAACUAUGCAGGAUCUAGCCGGUAAAGGACUUGGUGCUAAGAUAGUCCCACCUCCGAUAUCUAAAACAGACUUUGACAAAGUGUUGGCAAGACAGAGGCCAACAGUGAGCAAAGCUGACCUUGAGGUGCAUGAGAGAUUCACCAAUGAGUUUGGAGAGGAAGGUUGAGAGAAAGGUUGCAUUGGACGUGCUAUUUAUGCAACUUCCUCUCAUUUGUAUUCUAUAUGAACUUUGUGCUGAUUGUACGAGCCUCUUUCGGAGGAAAGAUACAUGGCUUUGCCUUUCUAUUCGCAAGAAGUGAACUCUGAUACUUCCAAUAUCAAUGUAUUUUUUUGUUAAAUGUCAAAAAGAUGAGUCUGAAUGUUGCCUCAAUAAUUGCGGUUUGCGUCUGGAUAUUUUUGUAUCUCUUUUCUGGUAAAUAUCUGACAUAGUUCUUUAGUUA
This is a messenger RNA of Coffea arabica (coffee), 1897 nucleotides long. RefSeq names its product protein SUPPRESSOR OF K(+) TRANSPORT GROWTH DEFECT 1. NCBI's taxonomy places the organism in Eukaryota, Viridiplantae, Streptophyta, Magnoliopsida, Gentianales, Rubiaceae. Gene Ontology annotation, biological process: endosomal transport; vacuole organization. Gene Ontology annotation, molecular function: ATP binding; ATP hydrolysis activity. The record is from RefSeq and is a predicted model, not a curated record.